UCGCGUCCUUGUAAACGAAAGCGACAAAAACCAAAGUUUACCUUUAACCUCAAUUAAUCGCUGAGUAGCUAUGCGACUCGUCCCACAAUCGAGAAAUUAAUCAUUUAUUAAUACUCCUAGUUUAUUCCCCACAUAUCGGCGGGCAUUUUGCAAUCGCGCUAUGUUCAUUCAUUCUGUGAUACGCGCACAUUCGCCCUCCAGCGUAAACAAGGCGACGAGGUUCAAAUAAACACAACCAAACAGGUAGCAGUGGCGGACUUUUAGCAAUAUGUUUCUCUUCUAAACCCGAUCGCCUCCGACGAUUGCAGCAAUGGAACGCAAUAACAAACCCUUUAUUUGGAUUGUACUCGUUAUCGUAUUGUUCGCGACGACUUUCGGUUGCUUCUGGUGCAGCACACUUGCAAUCAGUUUUUCUACAUUCCUUGUUGGCUUACUUUCCUAUCUGUAUCUAAGCAAAGGCAGCAUUGACAGUUUCUAUAGAAGUUGUGGGUCAAAUCCUUUGGAGAAUAUUAUAUCAGAUGGAGGAUUACAACAGAUUCUUAAACAAACUCUAAGUCCCAAACGUACUCAAAAAAGUGAUAACAGAGUGACUGGCAGUGAAAUCAUUGACAGUUCACUACAUGAAAUACUCAACUAUAUUAUUAGAGAUUAUGUUCUGCCGUGGUACGCGCAUAUAUCAAACGAUGAUGAAUUCACGCAGAAAGCCAUACGCAAAACGGCGCAGCGAGUCGCCAUCAAUAUUUCCAAUCGUGCCAAAAACGUCGACUGGAUUCCCUACCUGACAACGCGCUUUGUCGACGACGCUGCCACGCAUUUGCGAUUGUUUAAGCAAGCGCGCGCGAAGGUAAAGCAGGAAAAGCCAAAGUCUCCGCGUGGUUCGCCACGCAGAGAUCUUCGCAACAGUCCGAAACGUUCGCACAAGCGACACAAGAGCGAAACUGAUGCUUUGCGUAAUCUAACAACGCGUGAUCGACGCGAUGUAGGUCAGUCACGUUUUUACAGUCCGGAUGUAAAACAAGCGACGCUCGAGGAUGUCUUCUUUGAGCUGGAGCUCAAAAUGGAGAAUAAUAAAAUUUGCAGGGAUCAGAUUUGUAUUAACGCGGAGGGGGAGCAAGCUUUCCUUUGCGAACUCGUCGAAUAUUUGUUGUAUUUUUUGCUGCCCGAUGAAGACUUUGAUUGCAAGGCUUUGCGCUUCUUUUUGAGAGAGAUUUUUGCUAAUUGUGUGAUAAUUCCGCUUAUUGCGAUGCUUUCGGAUCCGGAUUAUAUUAAUCAGGCUUUUAUAUGGCUGUGUGUAAGAGAUAUUCCAUCAAGCGAUAUUUUUUUAACAACGCUUCGAAUAACGGAUAAUUGUGAUGAACUAAAAUAUACCAAAGAACAGGUUUCAAAAGAGAUUCAACUGUUACGUUCAAGAGAUUCAGGCGGCGAGAGUGACUUAAAUAUUAAACAACAAUUAAGCAGUCUGUACUAUGUUGUGAAAUUAAUAGAUAGUCGACUUGCAAAAAUGGAUAAUUUCGAAGAUGCCAUUGAUUCCUAUUCAGAUUAUGAAAAAUAUAAAGACAUGAAAACAAUAGAAUUACCCCUAGAAGCAAUUUUAAAAAACAGCGUGGCGUUGUCUUAUUACAUCGACUAUGUUUCCACUAUUUCGAAACAACCCUACAUCUUCUUCUAUCUAAACAUUGAAGGCUGGAAAGUUUCGGUCGAGCAACAACUCUGUGACCUGCAGCUGAAUAAAAUGAAGGGCAUAAGCAACGAUAACGCAGCGAGUAUCUACGAAAACAUUCGCUCGACUGCAGCAAGCAUCUACGAUCAGUACAUUGGCGAUAAAAGUGAGUACAAAAUCGAUGUCAAUCAAGGCAUCGUGCACAAACUGUUUUUCCGCAUUCGUAACAUAAACGAGGAACCUUCCGAACUGUGGUUUGACGAUGUGCAGAAAGCGAUUUUCGAUAUCAUGCAGUCACACGAAGACUUUUUGCCCGGUUUCAAAAAGCACAAAUCAUAUUUUAAAAUGCUUGAAGAGUUGGAUUUGAUUCAACAGAACGUUGUUGAGGAAGAUGUACUCAGCCUAAACGCGUAUGACACUUUAGAUUUAGAAUACAGACACCAACAGGUACCUGAAAAUGGAAGCAGUAAUUCGCAUACGGGCAAUGGUUACACUGCAAGUCAAACAAACGAAUUAUUGUUAACACCAGAUGCAUUGGAACGUGUUUCGAAGCAUACGCGCUCGCUCAGUGAUGUACCUUAUUUAAAAGUCGAUCAGGAAUCAAUAGGCUCCUCGAACAGCGACCUAACGAAUGUGAAACCUGAAGAGGAGCAAGAAAAAGAUGAGAAUUUACGAGUGGGAAUGUUUACGUUAUGUGUUAAAAUCAUCGAAACCGGAAUUGUUUGUGAGAAGGGAAAAACUUUCGGUAUUUAUGCGACGCAAGUGCGUCGACAGUAUGAUGAAAGCGGAUUUCUGGAAGAAUGGCAUAUUUAUCGCCGGUACAGUGAUUUUCACGACCUGCAAUGUAAAAUUAAAGAGAAAUACUCGGAUCUAGCCAAGAUUACAUUCCCCGGUAAGAAAACAUUCCACAAUAUGGACCGCGCAGUAUUAGAACGACGCAUGAAGAUGCUGGGUAAUUAUAUGCAGGAGAUAACACAGGCGCAUAUUCUGCAUAGUCAUCCAGGACUAAAAGAACUGCUGAUGAUGUUCCUGGAGCAGGGUGAGUAUGAUAGGGUGACAUCUGGUGGGCCUAUCUCAAAUACAAUCGGUACGAUUGUGAAUCCGAUUAAAUCCGGCAUGAAAACGAUUAAAAAUAUGCCGGAGACUUUGAUGCAUACGGUGGAUGAGGUGGUGGAGAAGGUUUUUCAUCCGAAGACACCGGUGAAGGUGAUGCAACACGAAGGGUCGAAAGUUGGUGCCUAUUUGGAUAGUGAAAAUAACGAUAACAUUCCAUUACGUAUAAUGUUACUGCUGGUUGAUGAAGUAUUUGAUUUAAAGUCAAGGAAUCAAUGGUUAAGGAGGAACAUUGUUACGAUUUUGCGACAAAUCGUACGGACUAUGUUUGGCGAUAUUGUUAACAGACGUAUUCUUGAAUAUGUCGAGAUUAUGACUAGUCCUAAAAACGUCGCACACUAUUUACACAUUUUUAAACAAUCAUUUUGGCCGAACGGCGUAAAAGCUGAUAUCAAACAAGAUCGAGAUGAUGCUAUUAAAUAUCGAACGCGAGUUGCUGCCAAGGUGGCACUGUUGUCGUGUUUAACUGAUGAAUUAAAGCAUAUCAUCGGUUCAGACACGACACGCAAAGGUCUCUUGACAGUGUUUGAGCUGUUUCAGCGACCGGUACUCAAUCGCCGGCUGGUCUAUGUGCUGCUGGAGAGCAUACUUGGUAAGUUGUUUCCCGAUAAAGAUAAACCCAUCAGCGACGUCUUUGAAAAGCUUUACGCCAAGUCACGCGAGGCGGAACUACUUAAAACGAGCUGAGUCACUCGUUCUGAAUGUUUUUAAAAUUGAUAACAAAUUAUUUAUUACAAUAUUAUAUUUAAUCGUCGCAGUGUAAGUGCCAUUACAAACUUUCAAAUAAACUGAAUUUUAGCGUC
This is a messenger RNA of Dalotia coriaria, 3576 nucleotides long. RefSeq names its product sorting nexin-13-like. The transcript is spliced from 8 exons. Gene Ontology annotation, cellular component: early endosome. Gene Ontology annotation, molecular function: phosphatidylinositol binding. The record is from RefSeq and is a predicted model, not a curated record. Bases 311 to 3460 code for a protein of 1049 amino acids. Lineage: Eukaryota; Metazoa; Arthropoda; Insecta; Coleoptera; Staphylinidae.